This is a messenger RNA of Medicago truncatula (barrel medic), 1530 nucleotides long. RefSeq names its product mitochondrial thiamine diphosphate carrier 2. The record is from RefSeq and is a predicted model, not a curated record. The transcript has 8 exons. Lineage: Eukaryota; Viridiplantae; Streptophyta; Magnoliopsida; Fabales; Fabaceae. Gene Ontology annotation, biological process: transmembrane transport. Bases 327 to 1316 code for a protein of 329 amino acids.
GUCCAAAAAUGUUUGAGAGAAGCUUAUCCAAAUCAUAAAACUCCCGAAAGGUCAUAAAAAGCAAAACCUGCCUUUCUUUCAUUUUACCCCUUGAUCAUUCUGACCAAUCGUAACUAGAAUUUUUUAUAUUGUUUUUCAAUGGCAAAGAAAGAGUAACGUAGUUAAUUAUUAUUAAUUAAAAUCAUUAUUAUUAGUUAAUAUUCGUCUCUGCUAAAUUCCUGCAAAUUCUCUCAGACGGAGGAAGGAGGUUACAUCGCCGCCAUCAAUGUCUUCUCCUUUCUCCAUCCCCACUUUCUGAUAGAUUGUAGUUGGAAGGGAAAGAGGCAAUGGAGGAGGAGACAAGUCAAUGGAAGCAAGCUUUGAUUAAUUCAUCAGCUGGUGCUAUUUCUGGUGCUAUUUCACGGACUGUCACCUCACCUCUUGAUGUUAUUAAGAUUAGGUUCCAGGUUCAACUAGAGCCGACUUCCUUGUGGACGUCACUACAUAGGGAUUUGUCUAAACCCUCAAAAUAUACUGGCAUGUUUCAAGCAACCAAAGAUAUUUUUAGAGAAGAAGGCAUACGGGGAUUUUGGCGGGGUAAUGUGCCAGCUUUGCUCAUGGUUAUGCCAUAUACAGCUAUACAGUUUACUGUUUUACACAAAUUGAAGACUUUUGCCUCUGGUUCAUCCAAGACAGAGAAUCACAUAAAUUUGAGCCCUUAUCUAUCCUAUGUAAGUGGGGCGGUAGCUGGGUGUGCGGCUACUGUAGGGUCAUAUCCAUUUGAUCUUCUUCGAACUAUAUUAGCUUCUCAGGGUGAACCGAAGGUUUAUCCAAACAUGAGGUCAGCAUCCAUUGAUAUUCUCCAGACCCGUGGAUUUCGAGGCUUGUAUUCCGGAUUGUCACCGACACUAGUUGAGAUUAUACCUUAUGCAGGCCUACAAUUCGGCACUUAUGAUACAUUCAAACGUUGGACCAUGGCGUGGAACCAAGUUCAAUAUUCAAAUACUGCUGCAGAAGAGAGCAUCUCUAGCUUUCAGCUUUUCCUGUGUGGGCUGGCUGCAGGAACAUGUGCCAAGCUUGUUUGUCAUCCACUUGAUGUAGUCAAGAAAAGAUUUCAGAUUGAAGGUUUGCAAAGGCAUCCAAGAUAUGGAGCUCGGGUUGAGCAUCGUGCAUAUAGAAAUAUGUUUGACGCCUUGAAACGGAUAUUACAGAAAGAGGGUUGGGCUGGUCUGUAUAAGGGGAUAGUCCCGUCUACUGUUAAAGCUGCACCAGCUGGUGCUGUAACUUUUGUUGCAUAUGAAUUGACAUCAGAUUGGCUGGAGUCUAUUUUGACUUGAUUUUUUAUACACUCCAAGAUAAAGGAGAGGGUUUCAUGGUUUUUUUUUUUAAUCAUGCUGUCUCAAUUAAUUACCUCUUGAUAGGAAUGAAUCAUGCGGUAUAUGGUGGUUUAAUUCAAUCAAAAUAUACCUGAUAUGAUUCAAUUUACUUUUCAAUAUGGAAACAGUUUAAAAUAAAAGCUAAGAUGUUGCCUAGUGACACAUUUUACUUUUA